Messenger RNA from Haliotis rufescens (red abalone), 1542 nucleotides. Its product is annotated as protein shisa-4-like. The record is from RefSeq and is a predicted model, not a curated record. Lineage: Eukaryota; Metazoa; Mollusca; Gastropoda; Lepetellida; Haliotidae. The transcript is spliced from 6 exons. The coding region runs from base 125 to 1015 and encodes 296 amino acids.
UCAGCAAUACUGUAACAGGACAUGUCGCCCAUGGUGACUAUCUUGUUUAUAAGCCCAUCAUUUUAGCGUUCGUAGUUACUGCUAGUUACACACUAUCUUAUUCAGUGUUUAAGAACAUUUCAGCAUGGAAGGACUCUAUUGUAUUACUGGAUUUCUUCUCUUUCUCAUUGAAGGGGCAGUGGGAGAGAUCUGCUCAUCGUACCUCUACGGCGACAUAUACUGCACCAGCUGUUGUGGGUCCUAUUCCAGCAGUACCGGUAGAUACUGUUGCGAUGGCUCAAGUGGCUCAAGUGGCUUUUCGAGUUAUACAAGUACAAUUGAAACAUACGAAAACAUCCCCCUCAUCGUCGGAUUGUCAGUUGGUGGCUUUUUCUUCAUCGUUGUCGUCAUCGCCGCCAUCUGUGCCUGUGUGAAGUCAGCAAAUAGACCACGGGGCGUCGUCGGCGUUCAGCCAGUCGGACCCACGAUGGUGUCAACAACAGGGGCAAGUGGAGAGACCUGUUCACACAGCUACUACAACGACAUAUACUGCACCAGCUGUUGUGGGUCCUAUUACAGCAGUUCCCGUAGAUACUGUUGCAGUGGCUCAAGUGGCUUUUCGAGUUAUACAAGUACAAUUGAAACAUACGAAAACAUCCCACUCAUCGUCGGAUUGUCAGUUGGUGGCUUUUUCUUCAUCGUUGUCGUCAUCGUCGCCAUCUGUGCCUGUGUGAAGUCAGCAAAUAGACCACGGGGCGUCGUCGGCGUUCAGCCAGUCGGACCCACGAUGGUGUCAACAACAGCCGCAUCUUCCCAACAAAGUGGAUAUGCAGGCCAGAUACCACAACCCCCGGCUUACAAUGCUUACCCCCCACCAGGUCCCCCCUCUGCCGUGUAUCCCCUUCCAGGUCCCCCCUCUGCCGUGUAUCCCCCUCCAGGUCCCCCCUCUGCCGUGUACCCCCCUCCGGGUCCCCCCUCUGCCGUGUACCCCCCUCCCCCGCAAAACUUAGUGCCACCCUCUGCUACAAACCCCUGAACUCUUCCAAGAAUGGUUAGCCGAUCCUAUAUGUAAGGUGCCGACCAUUUUGUUAUGAAACUAAAUAUCAAUAAUUUGGCCUCAGAUUUUACAACAAAACAUUUGUUCGCAGUUCAUGGCGCAAUGACAAAAAUAUAUUCCGAUUCUAACGGAAAUCCCACACCCAUUGCCAUCCCCCCAGCCAACAGGGCAUCAAACCGUCAUUCGGUCAUAAUAAUCACAACUUCGGCCACGAGCAUUCAUGCUUUCGAGCACAAUAUCUGAUGUGAUAACAAUUAUAAAAAAGACAAGACUUCUUAUGAACUUUAAGAAAUUGUACUCUCUGACGAUGUUAGUAAGACAAGCGUAGCCUUUACAAAUAGCGGUAGUUUGUGAACCGAAAGAUAUGAUGUUAUAGAAGGAAAACUUCUGGUUGGUUGGUUUUGUUGUUUAACGCCGCACUCAGCAAUAUUACAGCUAUAUGACGGCGGUCUGUAAAUAAUCGAGUCUGGACCAGACAAUCCAAUGAUUGACACCAUGUGCAUCGA